AUGAAAUAUAUUUGCUGCAUCUUUAGUCAGAUUAUUUAAUUAAUGUUGUUAAUUAUAUUGUGUUGUAUGAUUUACAAUUGGAAGUGAAAAUGGCGGUGAUUGUGUAAAGGCGUUGUCUGGUAAAAGUUUUUUUGACAUGUCUGAAUCAAGUGCAAAGUUGAGAAAAGGGGCUAAUAAGAAUCAGAAGCGAAAUCUUCCUUCAUGGAUGAGUUCAAGUGAACACGGGAGCAAAUCUCAUGGAAAGAAGUCAACAGAUGCUGCUAAUGAUGACGAGAAAGAAAAAACUGAAGAAACCAAACAAGCUAAAGGGCACGAUAAAGCAGUCGGUGGAGGUAGUCCCUCUAAUAAAACUGAACACAGCAAAAAAUCUGCUGCUUCUAGUUCGAGUACUGCAAACUUCUCCAAACUUCUGGAAGGAGUUGUUUUUGUAUUGUCAGGGUUUGUUAAUCCAGAGAGAAGUAUGUUGAGGUCACAGGCCAUUGAGAUGGGAGCAGCUUAUCAAGCUGACUGGAACUCAGAUUGCACGCUCUUGGUUUGUGCUUUUCCAAAUACUCCAAAGUUCCGGCAAGUUGAGGCAGAUUGUGGUACAAUUAUUUCGAAGGAAUGGAUAAUAGAAUGUUAUAACCAGAAGAAGCUCGUUGAUAUUGAAAAGUUCCUUAUGCAUACUGGGAAACCAUGGCGGAAAGGCAAUAUAUCUCAUAAAACUGGCGAAGAAGAAAACCCAUCUAAAAAAUCUCAGAAGGUUGAAAAAGGAUCAAAAUUAAUGCCAACCACCUCUUCAUCCUCCAAGCAGAAUAAGACAUCUAAUCCUGGCAAAGAGAGAUUUUCUCCUUCUGAACUGAAAAGGUGGGCUGCUGAUGAUUUAAACAAAACCAUCUUAUGGCUAGAGAGUCAAGAGGAAAAGCCAGAGGAAAGUGAAAUAAAACAAAUCGCUGCUGAAGGGAUCUUAAUUUGUAUGCAAGAUGCUAUAGAUUCUAUUGAACAGAAGCAGGGUGUGCAGCAUAUAAUGGAGCAGUGGCAAUGCAUCCCUCGUGUGGUCCAGGAGCUUGCUAAGCUGGAGGGCAAGGGUUCAGCUGCACUUUCAAAUGGAGAUCUUUGUAGUCAGGCGAAGGCCUGGAAACAAAUAUACGAGGAGGAACUACAGAGGUUAGACAGUGACUCUGUGUCAAAGAAGCAAAAGCAAAAGACAAAUGAAAGUGAAAGUGAAAGGAGCAACAAUGGCAGAUCGACAGCAACUCGAAGUGAUGCAGCUGGGUAUGACAGCGAUGAAACCAUUGAAAUGACAGAAGAAGAAAUAGAACUUGCUUACAAAAAUGUGACUUCCUAAGAUAGCGGUAAGGGCAGACCAAAUUUUUGUGUAUACAAGUUUGAAGAAGGCUUGUGAUACUGGUGUUACUUCACUGCAGGUGAAUGUUUUUAACAGAAAAAAAAAAAAAAAAA
Molecule: messenger RNA, 1440 nt
Organism: Pistacia vera
Lineage: Eukaryota; Viridiplantae; Streptophyta; Magnoliopsida; Sapindales; Anacardiaceae
Product: DNA-repair protein XRCC1
Exons: 8
Coding region: 137-1327 (396 amino acids)
Biological process (GO): base-excision repair; double-strand break repair via nonhomologous end joining; single strand break repair
Molecular function (GO): damaged DNA binding
Source: RefSeq, a predicted model, not a curated record